AUGGCCUUGGUGCAGCCGGCGGACAUGGCCGUCAAGGCCAACGAGAUCCUCGCAAGGUUCCGCCCCAUCGCGCCCAAGCCGCCUUCCGCCAUGCCGACGCAGCAGCCGAUCGGCGGCGCCGGCGCCGGCACCAGCCGCGUGCUGUCCCACCUGCAGGCCAGGCCGUACCGUGCGCGGAAGCGCGGCCGCCCGAGCGUCGCGCCGCCGGUGCCCCCGCCGCCGCAUGCCGCCGCGGCCAGGAGGAAGAGGACGGCGGUGGUGCCGUACCCGGCGCCGCCGCUCGGGUGCGCGGCGCCCACCGACGCCGUCGUGUCCACGGCCAUGAGGGCCGGCAGUGCAUGCCUGUCCUUGGCGCCCGCGAGCGCUGGCAACCUGACGAGGCUCUCGACCGAGAUGCCGGCGCCCGAAGAAGAUGACAACAGGGACGUGCCCGUGGAACGCGACCUGCUGCGGAAGCUGCUGGAGCCCAAGGUGAUCUCUCCACGGGCCGUCCGGCCCUUGGGCUCCACCGUCCACAUCCUCGAGCCCGUCUGCGCCGUCGCCGGAACCAACAACGACAACACCUACGCGGCAUCGUCCAAGACGGCGCAGGAGGUGGAGGCGGCGCUGGAGGCCGACGCGCUCCCGGCGUUGGUGUCCGACUCGAGCAACCGCGUCCGCCUCGUCAACGACGCCUACAAGAAGAUGGUGGGCGCGCCAGAGUGCGCGUGGCUGAGCGCAUUAGCCGCCGCGGCGGCGUCCAGGAGGAUCAGCGGCGAGGUGGCGCUGGUGGUGCCGGCCGCGGCGAUGAUGCCGGAGUCCCAAAACGGCGGGUUCUCGUGCGCGGCCAAGAUCGAGUGGGAGCUGCGCGGCGGCGAACGGGCUUCCGUCCACGCGGCGUGCGACGUCACCCGGCUGCACUGCGAGGCCAGAGACUACCUCUUCGCGUGGAGGCUCCGCACCGCCGAUGACGCAUCCCCAUCUUCCGUCAGCCACCGCGCCGACAAGUGAGACGCAGCAUGCAGUGCAGUUUGUACAUCUUGCGUGGACAGGAACAAUAGUGCUAAAGAUCCAAGUGCAUAGGGCACAGGUUAAUUAAGGUGCAUGCUUAGGUUAAUGUGCGUCGUUGGUUGGUUGUACUAGUGGUAAAUUUGGAUGAACAGCUUCGUUCCUCUUUUGGCAAGUCUACAGGUUGCAUGACCAGCUUUUCUAAAGUAGUAACAUACACAUAUGAUGUUGACUGGCCGAGAUUGCAAGGGAAAAAUAUGACACAUGUGCUUUACUGAAA
Messenger RNA from Brachypodium distachyon (stiff brome), 1267 nucleotides. RefSeq lists its product as uncharacterized. The record is from RefSeq and is a predicted model, not a curated record. Bases 1 to 990 code for a protein of 329 amino acids. NCBI's taxonomy places the organism in Eukaryota, Viridiplantae, Streptophyta, Magnoliopsida, Poales, Poaceae. The transcript has a single exon.